Messenger RNA from Styela clava, 3213 nucleotides. The record is from RefSeq and is a predicted model, not a curated record. NCBI's taxonomy places the organism in Eukaryota, Metazoa, Chordata, Ascidiacea, Stolidobranchia, Styelidae.
AUUACGGUAUUUUUGUAUUUUGCAGUUCAGCAGUUAUAACCAUAAUGCUGUAAUGAAGACUGGGACUAUUCACUGAUUAGAAUCUCUAUCGUUUUUGGAUAACUUGAAAAAUGGCCGAAGGAGUUGAUUCAACGAUGCAAGAAGAGGUUGCAGAUGAUGAGAGAGAGGAAAAUGUAAGAAAUUUCAAUUCUCCAUAUACAGAAGAAGAUUUUAAUAAUGCGAUAGAGUUGAAUGACGAAUGGCAAGACGAUGAUUUAUUAUGUUCAAGUGGCGGAGCUAAUAUGAAAAAUGAUGGUCUUAAAUUUGGUAUUCCCGCUAAACCUGAUUCACUACAAUUUGGUGAUAAAUCAUUGACGAAAAAGAAAAUCAGUGUUCAAUUAUCUCCUGAUCAGGAUUUAUCUCAGACUUUUGAUUCUGAAGAGUUGUCCAUCGAUGGAUUACCAACUCCUGAUGAACUUACAACGCCCGAUGAUAUGGAGUCUUCACCCUCUGAUUCCCCAAGACGACUUGUUGGAGUUGACUUAGAAUGGGAUAAUGACACACCUAUAUUUUCAGACAAUUCUAUUUCUAAUAAAUUAGCUGUAUCAGAACAAAUGGGAGCUGUUGAUGCUGAAGUAUAUCGCACUGUGAUUAUAGGCGACGAAGAAUUUAAAAUGGAUCUUACUGCUAUCAUUCCUUAUAAACAAGUGUUGUCUCACGGAGGGUAUUAUGGUGAAGGCCUCAAUGCUAUUGUGGUAUUUUCAGCUUGUUAUUUACCAGAUUGCAAUCAAACUGACUAUGACUAUAUCAUGGACAAUUUAUUUUUAUAUGUAGUGAGUACCCUUGACUUGCUUGUAGCGGAGGAAUACAUGAUCGUUUUCUUUAAUAGCGGUUGUAAACGAAGAAAUGUACCGAGGUUUGCUUGGCUUAAACGUUGCUACAAAAUGAUCCAUCGGCGAUUGCGUAAAAGUUUAAAACAAUUGCUUUUAGUUCAUCCUUCAUGGUAUAUGCGUGCUCUUAUUACAUUUUUUAGACCUUUCAUUAGCACAAAAUUUAGUCGCAAGUUGAAAUUGGUCAGUUCUUUGAAAGAGCUGUCAAACAUUGUUUCUCUCUCUGGUUUGAGUAUCCCUGAUGCCGUUAAUGCUCACGAUGCAAAACGUUACUCAUCCACGAGACGAGUAGAGGUAAAAAAGAAUUCUUCAGAAAAUGCACAGAGUAGUAUAUCCAGUCAAGGUGUUUCUAACAAGAUUGGUGAGACUGAAGUUUCCCCUUAGUUAAAUUCAAUGUUUGUCCUGGUUUAUCACCUGUUAUAUAUGACAGAAGUUGUACUUGACCUGGCUAUAAAUGGAAAUGGCAAUUUUCAUGCAAAAACAAUCCCAUAGCCAAAUAGCUGUUGCAAAAUUCAUUUGGCCCAUACUUCUAUUUUAUUCACUAAAUAGUAUAUUUAUAGGUUGAUUAAUCUAUCCACCAUCUGUAACCAGAAGCACCCACCACAAGAAUUUAUAUUCAUAGCCCUGGGUGCUUCCUUAAUUAACAAAAAAGGUGAUUAUAUCUCAGAAAAUGAUGUCUUAUAAUAUAUACAAAUUUAUUCUCAGAAUAUUUUUGAUUUGUGUCUGUCACUCUUGCACAAUAAUUGAUUUUCAUUCCUGAGCAUACACAAUAUAUCACAGAUCACUUCUGGAUAUCAAGGGUUUAUUGAUCCAGUAUAUAUAUAUAUAUACUAUCAGGUGCUUUUAAUAUAAUCAAUAAAUGCAUUAGAAUCAUGUUUGAAAAUGUUGAUACUAGUUAGAGAAAUGUGUUUCGUAAUCGUAAACUGUUUAAAAAACCUUGUGGUUGACCUGCAGAAUAGAAGGUGAAGUAAAACUGUAAUCUCUAAUGCUAACGAUAUAUAUUUUAUCGAAAUGUUUACAAAGAAAUAUUUCCUCACCUUGUAACCAAUCCUUGCCGUUCCGAAUAAUUUGUUUAUUUGUGUCUGAAGUUUUUUUUAUUGUUUUAUGAGGAUUUUUAGCGUUUUCUUCAAAUGUACACUUUUACAUAUACGGCAAUGAGAUUAUUAUACGCUGUGCUAGUUUUAAAUGUAAAUUUAUGGGUAAUCUAACAAUAAGUUCAAAAUAUGUUUUUUUAACCCUUAAAUCUACACAGUUUUGCAAUCUGAAUGUAACUCAGACAUAAUGUAUAAAACUACCAAUUAAAAAAAAUUUCUCAGAUUGAACUUGUUUAUAUUUGCUGGUUAUUUACAUUUGCUGAUUAUUUAAUAUUUGCUCAAGCUGUGGUCAUUUUCUUUCUUUUGCAAUUUUAAAUACUUAAUUAUGUUGCAUUAGCUUGUUAUUAAUAUCACAAGACGUACUCAAAUUAUUGUUUUGAUUUUUUUUGUUGUUGCAAGUGUCUGAACUUGUUUUUAAUAUUUCAAAAAAUGUCAUAUACUGCCUAAUACAAUAUACCCAGCACAAAUAUAAGAUUCAUCAAUUAAAUACUUUGCCUAUAUUUCAAACGGCUCUUUUUAUAUAUUGUCACUCAGCUUUUAAUCUUAUUAAUAUAUUUUAGACGCAUUAGAGAUUUUAUUGCUUGUAGUGUUUCUUUUAUUUGAACUUUGUCUGUAGCAAAGUUAUGAUACAUAGCUGUUCUGUAUAAUAUGAUUUUCAACUUUGUAACCGCUCAGUCACAUAACCAUAUUUGAUAGGCUUAUGAUGAAUAAAUAUGUCAUGACUUGUCAAUACAUAAUGUUUUGUCAUUAAAGAUGUAGGCAAACCAAGCCAUUAACAUUAGUCAAAAUCUAAUAUUAACAAUACCCAGUUUGCUAAAAUGUAAAAUAACAUUUACAUUUAUUUACCAACUUACUGGUUGUAGUUAAAUAUUACUGCUAUAAAUCAUUGAUGUUUGUGAUUUAGCGAUGGUCAUAAAAUUCAUGUCCCCACCCUUAGUUUAAGAUGUGAUUCAGUAGCAAAUGUGACAGUUCCCAGUCACAUAUUUCGAUAUCAAAUAUAACAAAGGCAGCAUUCCAAAUUACUCCUUUGUUGGCAUGGCUCUUAUUAUUCACUAUUGUGUUUCAACAAAAGAACUAUAUUUGAUGAAACAUAAAUCCACUUGAUAUAUUCAGCUUUAAAUUGUUUGAUUUUCUUCAUUAGUUGCAAUGACUUUUUGUCGCUAUGAGCACUGUUUAUAGAACAAUUAUCAUUUACUCGUUAUAGUCUAGUCUUUCUUCGUAUUAUCAUAAAUAUAUUACAUUCGCAUAAA